GCUCUCUCAGGAGUGUUUGACAUGGGGGCCUUGCGAUUGGGGAGCAGUGGACUCUAGGCAGUGGCAAACACAUCUCCUGUCAAAAGGAAAGGGCCCGCCACCACUCCUUCAUCUCGUCUCACACAGCUGGAAUGCUACAGCCUCCUUCGCUGGCCUGACUGAACUGCUUCUUUUCAGUGCUGCAGGUGACUGCAGUCCAAAGGACAGCAUCGGUGGAUAAUUUACUUGGCAGACAGAUUCACUGUGCAAUAAUAUUAUCUGUUUCCCUGUCACCAGUCCCUUUAAUUCACUGUGUCAGUUUUGCUGAUUAAACAAAAUGUCCCUGCUUGGUAUUUUGCCUCUGAAUGGUACGUCCAGUCUGUUUCUUAUUUUGACUUGCAUCAUCAUCAUCUACAUUCUUAAUCUGAAUAAAACAAAUGAGAAUUUCCCACCGGGUCCCUGGCCGCUUCCACUGGUGGGAAAUAUAUUUAGUCUCAACAUGAAAAGGCCAUAUCAGACACUGAUGGAGCUGAACGAAAAGUAUGGCUCAGUGUUCAGCAUUCAGAUGGGCCUCAGAAAAGUGGUGGUUUUGUGUGGUUAUGAGACAGUGAAGGAGGCCCUUAUCUCACAAGCUGACCAAUUUGCAGAGAGACCAAGUAUUCCAAUUUAUCAGCAAGUUGCCAAAGGAAAUGGUAUUAUCUUUGGCCAUGGGAAUUCCUGGAAAACUAUCCGUAGAUUCACACUGACAGUGCUGCGUGAUCUUGGAAUGGGAAAGAAGAACAUUGAGGAAAAAAUCAUAGAGGAAUCUGAACACCUGGUGAAGCAGUUUGAAAAGCAAAAUGGCCAGCCAUUUGAAACAAGAAUUCCACUGAACGCAGCUACAUCUAAUAUUAUUGUCUCCCUGAUCAUGGGAGAUAGAAUGGAAUAUGAAGACAAAUUCUUCCACAAACUUUUGAUCAUGAACAAUGAGAGCCUUAGACUCACAGGGAGCCCAUUCGUUCAGUUAUACAACAUGUACCCCAUGAUUCAUCCCUUGCCUGGUCCCCAUCACAAAGUAAUGCAACACAAAGAGAGAUUGAAAUCCUUCUUCAGAAAGAUUUUCAUUCAGCGAAGAGAGCUCCUUGAUGAAAAUGACAAGAGAUGUUACAUUGACAUCUUCAUGAAAAAGCAGGAGGAGGAGAAGAACAACCCGUCCUCUCAUUUUCAUGAAUGGAACCUCCUGUGUACUGUUACCAAUCUAUUUGUUGCUGGAACCGAGACCUCCUCCAACACCCUGUCUUGGGCUCUCCUGAUCAUGAUCAAGUAUCCCCAUAUCCAGAAGAAGGUCCAUGAGGAGAUUGACAAUGUCAUUGGAGGAUCGACGCCCAGGAUUCACCAUCGUCAGAUGAUGCCCUUUACGGACGCCGUGAUACAUGAGACCCAGAGGUUUGCCGACAUCGUUCCCAUGAACCUGCCCCAUGAGACCACCACUGAUGUCACCCUGAAGGGCUAUUUUAUACCCAAGGGGACCUAUAUUAUUCCACUGCUGAGGUCAGUGCACCGUGACAAGAAUCACUGGAAAAAUCCAGAUGAGUUUGACCCACAUAACUUCCUCAACCAGGAGGGAAAGUUUGUUAAAAGAGAUGCUUUCAUGCCCUUUUCUGCAGGCCGCAGGGUGUGCGUGGGAGAGACGCUGGCCAGGAUGGAGCUGUUCCUCUUCUUCACCUUUCUGUUACAACACUUCUCCUUCCACCCUGCUGCGGGGGUGAAGGAGGAAGACAUUGAGCUGUCUUCAAGAGGGGGUCUGACUCUGGCCCCCACGCCAUUCUUGGUGCGCGCUCUGCCCCGCCACAACAAUGCCUAGGUGCCCGUCACCAGCAGUGACAAUUGGCUCUUUUAAAACUUUUAAAAUGAACUCAUAAAGGUGCCAACUGGCUAAAUCACUUAACUUGCCUAUAUAAUUUUAGCUUUCAGCUCUAGGCAGGCACACAUGCAUAGUCUAUGAAAUUGCUAAUAUGUGGUUUCAAUUAGCUGGCUAAUCUGUAACUUUUUAAAGAUAAUUAUCUACGCGUUCCUUUCUGUGUUACUACUUAAGCUAGCUAGCUGACCUUUAACUAGCACACUGAAAUGAAUGGAUGUAUUACAUGUCUAAACUCUUUUAAAAUAGUUUUGAACUCUUCCAAUCUGAUCAUACUGACUGUCUGUAUUAGGCAUCACACAGCUAGUUGGAAAUGCAUGUAGUUGGUAAUGAGCCAGACUGCUAGUGAAAGCUCAACAGAUUGAGCCACAGCCUUCCAGGAAUAAAAGAGGACUUACCCCCUGAUUGUUAGCAAUUCGUGAAUAUACAUGGAGGACUGGAAGUUUUAUUUACUUCUUAUGCCUACAGAGCUAGAUAUCUGGUAGUAGUGGUUGGCAGGGAAACAUUUUGUUUUCAUGACGAGUCAACAGACAUCAUCAGAGUUACCCGUUUUUGGUGUGACUGUUGCUCAAUGUAGUUAAACAACUAACUAAUGUGCAGGUACGCACCUUACUAGCCAUCUUCUACAGGCUGGCACAUUUGUAAAGAAUUAGCAUUUGAUAUUAUGUAUAUUUGUCUUAAAAGUUUGAUAUUUGAUUUAAAAUUACAAAUAAUUUCAUUCUCGUCACAAUUCCACACAUUUAUUUUUAUAAGAAGAAACCAAUUAUACUCCCACAGCAGAUAUAGCUGUGUAAGUUGUGAUUAAUAAAUCAAUAAUUAGACUCUAUUAAAAUACUCAACUGUAGCAAGAUUGUAACAAAACCACUGAACAUAAGCAAUGGCUUUCUCUUGAUACUGCUGUGUCUUGAUAUCCUUUCAGUUGUGUAAAA
Messenger RNA from Megalops cyprinoides (Indo-Pacific tarpon), 2805 nucleotides. RefSeq names its product cytochrome P450 2K6-like. Gene Ontology annotation, biological process: xenobiotic metabolic process. The coding region runs from base 317 to 1822 and encodes 501 amino acids. The transcript has 11 exons. The record is from RefSeq and is a predicted model, not a curated record. Gene Ontology annotation, cellular component: intracellular membrane-bounded organelle; cytoplasm. Lineage: Eukaryota; Metazoa; Chordata; Actinopteri; Elopiformes; Megalopidae. Gene Ontology annotation, molecular function: iron ion binding; oxidoreductase activity, acting on paired donors, with incorporation or reduction of molecular oxygen, reduced flavin or flavoprotein as one donor, and incorporation of one atom of oxygen; heme binding.